AUGUCUACGAACCAGACCAUUGUCAUUGUUGGCGCUGGCUUCGGUGGUAUUGCCGCUGCGAUACAUUUGAAGGAUAAGCUCGGGUUCAAGGACUUCGUGAUACUCGAGAAAUCCUCAGGUGUUGGAGGCACCUGGCGUGAAAAUCAAUAUCCUGGCUGCCUGUCCGAUGUUGUGAUUCACUACUACUCCUUGUCGACCGACCUGAAGCACGACUGGGAGAAUUUAUGUGAAUUUCAACCUAACAUUCUAAAAUACGUUGAAGGCGUAACGGACAAUCACUCUCUACGACACCACAUGGUUUUCAGCACCGAAGUGAUUUCCGCGGAAUGGCAAGAGGAUGCCCAAUUCUAUACGGUUGAAACCCGAGAUACGAAGACGGGUGCCCCGAAGACAUGGAAAGCCAGGAUCAUCAUAUCAGCACAUGGAAUACUGCACAUACCAAGAAUGCCUGUGAUACCGGGCUUGGAGAACUUCAAGGGCACUGUCAUGCACUCGGCUCGGUGGGAUAAAUCCGUGGACUUGCGUGGCAAGCGCGUUGCGGUCAUUGGGAACGGAAGCAGCGGAGCCCAAAUUAUGUCUAACAUUCCAGCCAUAGAAGGCAUCCAGGUGACACAGUUUUAUCGCACGAGGAAUUGGCAUCUGCCUGGCUUUGGACGACCGAUGAGCGGUGUCAUGAAUUGGGCUCUUACACAUGUCCCAUUCCUCUCAGUUCUUUUCCGAUGGUUUAUUUUCUGGGUGUUCGAGCUGUCCUACGUGAUCAUCUUCCGAGCCUUGGUGCCGAGAGCCCUCCUUGUAAAGCUCUUAGCAGCCUCCACACGUUCGACUGCGCCCAAGGAGUAUCACGACAUUCUCAUCCCAUCUUUCCCUGUCGGCUGCAGGCGAAUUAUCUAUGGCUCAACCUAUUUCUCUGUUUUACGUCGACCGAAUGUCGGGAUAUCGAGGAGUGGAAUUGCUUCGGUGUAUUCUAAUGGUGUCAUCACGGAAGAUGGCAAGAACCUUCCCUUCGACGUCAUUAUAUGCGCCACGGGGUUCGUCGUUGAUACAUUUCCGUAUGGCCUGCGUGGAAGAGAGACGACCAUUCAAGAGUUCUAUGCCAGUAAAGGUGGUCCGAAUGCCUAUCUAGGUACCACAAUACCGGGAUUCCCUAAUUUCUGCAUGCUCGGUGGCCCAAAUACAUCUACAGGAUAUACCUCCGUCCUGUUCUUCGAGGAAUGCCAAAUGCAGUACAUCGGCCAGCUCAUCAAGCCAAUCCUCGACGGAACAGCGACUUCGUUCGAAGUGACCUCUGAAGCCAACGACGCUUAUAAUGACACGAUUCAAGAGGGCAUGAAGCACACACCCUUUACCUUUUGCCGGUCCUGGUAUCGUGUUGGAGGGAGCGGCAAGAACUCGUCGAUAUUUCCUGGUUCUGCCAUCACCUUCUGGUGGUGGUGCCAGAGCGUGAAUUGGAGGCAUUACAAGAUUAAAGGAUUGAAAGCAGGGAUGUCGUCAUCACAGCAGCGCAUUUGGGUGAAGGAUACAGUCUUCGUUAGCAGUGCGAGUCUUCUUGCUCUCUCUGCGGCGUAUGCAUAUAUUCGAGGAUGA
Molecule: messenger RNA, 1584 nt
Organism: Cyclocybe aegerita
Lineage: Eukaryota; Fungi; Basidiomycota; Agaricomycetes; Agaricales; Hemipholiotaceae
Source: the annotation of a GenBank genome assembly